AAAAAAAAUUAUAAAAGAAAAACUGUGUAGGAAUUGAUGCCCUGAAUUUAUAAAGUUCAACCCGUCAGACUGAUUUAAAAUGACUGUUGAUUUGAUCCGGACCCGGUUUGUUCUCGUGCCCUCAGGCUAAAUCCGCUUACUAUUUUUUUCCCCUCACUGGUUUGUCAGUUAGUUUAGUCAGUGAUGUGUGGUAGUGAUAUCGUCCUCUCCUUUAAAAGAGACAUGGAGAGUCACAGCCUGAAAUCAAGGCUGCGUAAUACCGUAUUAAACAGCAAGUCCUGUAGUACGCCGCUAUUCGUUGCUCAGGGAGUUGGGAUGUAAUCACAGAUUCUCUUCUCGGAAAGCAGGAGCGCGCGCAUUUGGCUCAGCCAGCAGGGUUUAAACGUGCAUUUGUGAGACUUUGGAGGAGAUUUGAUGAUGGAAUUUAAACACUUGGAGGCGGUACAGGAAUUUACAGACUCAGGACAAUGCGGUAGAAUAAAACUGCGCUCCUGUAAAAUAACGUGGGGGAACUCUUUUCAGGUAACGCACUUGUUCUUAACAUCAACAUUACCUAGGAAGAUGUUGUGAAUGUUCUACUGAUUUGGUGACUUUCACAAUACAAUUCACAGUAAAUACUUUAUAUUCUGUUGUCUUUUUUUUUUCCCAGCAGGUUUUGUAUUUGUUGCCUUUUUUAUGUGCAGUAAUUUAUAUGGAGCAAAUGUGCAUACUUCAAAUGUUUAGCCAUCCCAUCCCAGACUUACUUGAACUGUAACUCGCUCUGUGUUCAGUGCUUUAAAUUAAGGCUCUUAGGAGUUUUUCUGAAGAAUAUGACAUCACAUGUCAUCAGUAGCCUAUGUGGUAGAGAAUAUUUAUGCACAACACAUACAAAUUAUACAGUCAUUAAUAUGCACAGCUCAUUCAUUGUUAUUAAUGUAGAUGAAUUAACUGAAUAGAUCAGAUUAUUGUUUAUUUUUUUUUUUUUUUUUUGCCAAGAAUAGAUUUGGCCACUGGCUGUAGGUGACCCAGCAAUGCUGCACUGCUCAUGCUUGUGUGGGAGUUCUGUGCUGAUGGAUUAAUACACUUGGGUAGACUUAAAGUGCAGUCGUUGCUUAUCGUGCUGCGUGUUUACAUAAGCAGGUGUAACGUCCUUAAAGCGUCAGGAAAUUUUAAACGGGAACUUGCACUUCUGUUUUUCUGGAAUUAGAAAGCCCUAAGCCCUUUCGGUAAUUGCAUUCAUUACUGGGGAAAAAGUUGUACUGUACAAAUAGAAGCAUUGUAAAUGCAGUGUUUCCUAGACAUAGGUUAUGUUUUAGAUUCAUGUCCUUAUUUAUUUAUUUAUUUUUACUUUUUUGAUAGAAAUUUAGUUCAGGUAACUUCAGAGUCAGUGCUGGAGGAUGGAAAGAGAGCACAACAGCGAUAACAUAACACAAAACAGCAGGGAGAGAGAAGAUCUAUGUAUGUAUGUAUGUAUGUAUGUGUAUUUGUCACAGACACAAAUCACACAUCAUUAAAAAAUAAUUUGUGUGUGGGGUGAGAUGCACCUUUGGCUACUCUGACCAAAGACAGCCAACGACAAAGUCCUGGUAUUUUGAGAAGUUUUUUCAGAUGCUACAGAAACACUCAUUCACGGCAAUGAUGUAAGCAGAACUUUUAGUAAUAUUCUUUGCUUGCAUUCAGCUUUCGUUGGAGGACCUGGAGAACACGUUAUUACAAGGUCUGACAUGGAAUUCAACCAAGAUUUAUUGGGAUCAUCUCAUACAGUGUGGCGAGUAGGAAAUUUUUAAGACCACUGAAAUUUAAAAAUAGCUUCAGUUGGAUGUCACGUGGAAUUAUCUGACCCUGCUUGCUCUUUAGAUUUGUAUAGCUAAAACACUGGUACCUCACCUGAACUGGUUUGGUUCACAUUCCUUAACCAGUCCUCAGUUUAGCUCACCCAACCCAAUACUCCUCUCACGCAAGUGGCCAGACUUCCCACUCUGUCUGACUUGCUGACAUCCGCAUGCUUGAAUUCACUUGUAAGUUCCAGUUAGGACAGUCCCAUGAGGAAGCUGAUUCGUGGCUUUUUAGGAAAUGAAUUAAUUAUUCUGUUAGUAUAUCUAAUGGAAAAAUCGCUUUGAGAAGAAUUGCUGUAAAUGUCAGGCCAGCGUGCAAUUGUAACAGUCAGUGGAUCAUAGUAGCUGUAAGAUGAGCUUGUUGAAUGGCAAACAAAAGGCAAAAGGAAGGAAGACAAAGGGUGGCAAACCCUCGCGUGGAGCUCACGCUGUCUGAGUUACAGGAGAUGGCCACGCGGCAGCAGCAGCAGAUCGAGGCCCAACAGCAGAUCCUCGUCGCUAAGGAGCAACGCUUGCGCUAUCUGAAGCAGCAGGAGCGGAGGCAGCAGCAGGCUGUAUCUGAAACGGAGAAGCUGCAGAGGCUGAAAGAAAGAGUGGAAAGCCAGGAAGCCAAACUCAAAAAGAUUCGUGCCAUGAGGGGCCAAGUUGACUACAGCAAGGUCAUCAAUGGCAACCUGUCUGCAGAGAUCGAGCACAUCAGCGGACUGUUCCAGGAGAAGCAGGCAGAGCUCCAAGCAGCUGUGCUCAGGGUAGACCAGCUGAGUCAGCAACUGGAGGAGUUGCGCAGAGGCAGACUCAACGGCCUGCAGGGCCUCGGCGGUCAUGUCACCGGCACUGCUGCACUGGAGCUUCGCAAGCUUUACCAAGAGCUACAGAUCCGUAACAAGCUGAACCAAGAGCAGAACAGUAAGCUACAGCAGCAGAAGGAGCUGCUGAACAAGCGCAACACGGAGGUGACGCUGAUGGACAAGCGCAUCAGUGAGCUCCGCGAACGCCUCUAUAAGAAAAAAGCUGAGGCACGUCAAAAAGAGAACUUGCCUCUGAACCAUGCAAACGGACCUCCUUCACCCCAACCAACUGCAGGCAAUACAGGUCGUGUGGCAGCAGUAGGACCCUACAUCCAGGUCCCGGGGCCAUCACGCCCAGAUACCAACUACAUGGUUCCACCAGAUCCUCUUAAACCUCAGACGCUGGGCAUGAACACUCCAGCCAAUCAUGCUCGAUCGAAAUCAGAUGGCGUGAGAAAACCCCCUGGCCCGUGGAAGGUCUCUGAUUUAGACAUCAUAGUGGACCCGUUCCCGCCGUCUCCUCCGGAGUCUGGCCCGGGCCCCGGGGUCUCUGGCACCUCCUGCUCCACAGAGGGGUCAGACGGAGUCUCUUCUAAUGAUGCAGGAUGGCCCACCCUCAGCAAGGACAACGCAUCUCUGAAGCCUCCAGACUGGAAAGAAUCAGUAGGAGACAUUCCCAGCAAAACAGCGUCUCCUGCUGGCACCCCGUCAGAUAAGGUUCCAGACCUGAGUAAACUGGGCCCAGCUCAACCUCCUCCUUGUAAGCCCCAGCCUCCUCCAUAUGGCACUCACACCAGAGCCCACCCACUUUCGUCCAUCAAUUCUGGCUCCACUGGCUCGCUGGACCGGCGUAAAGAUGUGCCACUGUGUCCUGUCCCAUCCCACUUGAACAACCCCCCUAACCCCAACGCUCCACCGCUACCUGCCUGGCCACGUGGUGGCUCCUCUUCACAGCAGAUACAGCAGCGCAUCUCGGUCCCUCCCAGUCCCACCUUCCAGCCCAGCUCUCCACUUUUCCCCCCAGGAGAGAGGUCUGACCCCCCUCUGGCUGUGGCAGUGCGCCCCUUUAUCCCAGACAGGGGUUCCAGACCACAGUCACCUAGAAAAGGCCCAGCAACUAUGAACUCAAGCUCCAUUUAUCACAUGUACCUACAGCAGGGGGUGCCCAAGAAUUACCCUCAUGGCAAGUCUGCGGUCAAAGCAGUGUAUGGAAAGCCGGUCCUGCCCUCAAGCUCCACUCCCACCUCUCCCCUGCCCUUCCCAGGCUCUGGGUCUUUCCCUGUGCUCUCUGGGACUGUAGGUGAUGUGGUAGACGGCGAUCUGGAGACUGACGCCCAGAUAGUGGGUUUUCCAGAAUCCCCUGCUCCCAGCGUGGACCACAUUCCUCGUCCCCUCAGUCCGACCAAGCUUACACCCAUGGUUCACUCACCCAUGCGUUUCCAGAGUGAUGCUGAGCUCGAGGCCCUGCGCAGGAAGCUAGCAAACGCACCACGACCACUAAAGAAGCGCAGCUCUAUCACGGAGCCCGAGGGACCCAGUGGGCCGAACAUUCAGAAGCUCCUCUACCAGCGCUUUAACACUCUGGCUGGUGGAAUCGAAGGAGGCAUUGGGGGAGUGGGAGGAGGCAGUGGAGUCACUCCCUUCUACCAGCCCAUAGGAACAACAGUGGGAGAGGCACUGGCCGAUGCAGAUAAUGGCAACGCGUAUACUGAAACACCAGCUUUGACUCUUACUGGCACAGAGGAAGUGCCCUCUCAAGACCUACCCCAGGGUGACCCCAACGAUAACCAGCCAGUGCAGCCAGCCAGUGAAACAGCAGUCCCAGCAGCACUGGAGCCUUCAGAAGACGACAACAAUAACAUCCCAGCAGGACCUGUGACCACUCUACCUAGCCCUGUCCCUGAAGUCAGCUCACCACAGGAGGCAGGAAGCUCGCCAGGCGCUCAAGCUAUGGAGAAGCGCACUAAUCUAAAGAAACCUGACUCUGAGAGGACAGGCCAUGGCUUCAGGGUGAAGUUCAAUCCCCUGGCCCUGCUGCUGGAUGCCUCACUUGAGGGCGAGUUUGACCUGGUGCAGAGGAUCAUCUAUGAGGUGGAGAACCCCAGCACACCAAACGAUGAGGGUAUCACACCUUUACACAACUCGGUGUGUGCAGGGCAUCACCACAUUGUCAAGUUCCUGCUUGACUUUGGAGUUAAUGUCAACGCAGCAGAUAGUGAUGGCUGGACGCCGCUGCACUGUGCCGCCUCCUGCAACAGUGUUCACCUCUGCAAGCUGCUGGUGGAGUCCGGAGCCGCCAUCUUUGCCACCACGAUCAGUGAUGUAGAAACAGCAGCAGACAAGUGUGAAGAGAUGGAGGAGGGUUAUAUUCAGUGCUCACAGUUCCUCUAUGGUGUGCAGGAGAAGCUGGGUGUGAUGAAUAAAGGAGUUGUGUACACUUUAUGGGACUAUGAGGCUCAAAGUGCGGAUGAGCUGUCGUUCCAGGAGGGAGAUGCCAUCACUAUCCUGCGCAGAAAAGAUGACACUGAGACCGAGUGGUGGUGGGCCAAACUUAAUGACAAGGAGGGCUAUGUACCUCGCAACCUGCUUGGGUUGUACCCCAGAAUAAAACCCCGUCAGAGAUCCCUGGCAUAGCUGACUGCCUCUUUCCCAUCAGGCUGACUGGACUGAUGUCUGGGGGUGUAGGAUUUCCAUUAUUCACCCCCGAUCUUUGCUGAUCCAGUUCCUGCAGGGUUAAAGCUGCUAAACCAUGCCUUCUCAUUUGGGGGCACAAUAGAGAGACACGUACACACAUUAAACAAGAAGCCUCAGGUCCUAAGGUCUGUCCCAUUACUCCAAAAUCUAGCAUCUCUUCUUCACUUCCCUCCUCAGCCUUUAAAACUCAGUUUCUACCCUAUGACACGUAUCAUAGUCGCUACACAUUUCUCCACCUCUAUCAAAGCACUCCUUACUUGGGUUUAUAGCUUUUUGUUUUAUAUCAUUGUUUCAGCUUGUGUUUCGAUCUGGAGCGUAUUUAAUGCUUUAAUUUUAUUAACAGUAUGCUGCCACAGGACUCGGUCAGAGCAUGGCUGCUUUUGCUUCCUACCAAGCUCUCGUUGAACAAGGGACUCUUUACACUGAAGAUCGAAUUCUUUAGGGUUAAGGGUUUAUGUGUAUAUUUACACUACAUUUGUAUGAGUUAAGACCCAACAAAUGCUGUCUGAGUGAAUUAAUUUUCAGUGUGUAGAGCAGUGAGAGUGAAAUGUAUCUUGAGGUGUGUGUGUGUGUGUGUGAGAGAGAGAGAGAGAGAGAGAGAGAGAGAGAACAGAAAUGCUUACAUGGGUUAAAUGAGAAGAGAACAAAUGCUUUACAAAUGGUGUAUAAUGUAUAGUAACUGGGCCAACAUAUUGCAAAGUAUCUGGUUCAUAUAAUAUGUACAUUUAAGCAAGGGUAUUUGCACGCGUUAGAUACAGUGUUAUCUGUAUGAAUGGUCGGUUGCCUCUCUACUAUGAUGAGGGUGUGAAAUAAGUGUGCAUGGAUGAGCUAUUGAGAGAUUUUUAGGAUGCACAUGAUAAUUAUUUUAAAGUCGACAUAUUGAGAUAGCAUAGCAUAUGAACAUGUGAAAGAUAACAUGAGUGCAAGAAACCAAACUGGUGUUGCAGUACCAUUAACAGUAACUAAACCGGCAGUACACAAUGAACAAUACGCGUCGCUGAUUUCACUAGAAUAAGGUUUGCCCAAAGGCAAUAAGAUGGUUUGAAGCCUUUGAAACAUGUUAGUUUUUCUCCGCAAGCAAAUCAAAAGGUAUGAACUGGAUGCAUAUUUACUUUGUUUUACACUGUAUUAUUAUUAUUAUUAUUAUUAUUUUUUAAACAUUGAAAUACAUUGCACCAUUCAAUUUCCCUCCCACUCCUCUUGAAAGUCUUGUGAGUUGAUCUUUACGCCCUGCCUCUGAGGCAGGAAUGAGCUUUACCGUGGAGUUCACCUGUAAAUACUGUGAUGAAGCUCGAAAAUGAUUUGUGCUAUGUUGAGUACUUGCCUGUGCAGUUCUCUGGAUGACAUACAAAUACAAACACCUUCUGUUCUCUACAUGUGCACAAAUAAACAUUAAACAAAUCCCAUUAAGACAUGGAGUUUUGUUGUUUCCUGUCUUUCUCACAAUCUAAUUGGUCAACUACCCCUUCAGGCCUUCGUCAAAAAAAAAAAAACCCCAACAAAAAUGACAGCAAGGAAACAUCAGAGGAAGUGUUAUGAUGAUGCACUCAGGGUACUCAAGGUCAUUAUGCUGGAGCAUAUCCUCUUCUGGCAACUACUGCGUAGUAUCAUUUAGAGUCUGAGUCAGACAUUACAACAAAAAUCCAGCUUCU
This is a messenger RNA of Ictalurus furcatus (blue catfish), 6948 nucleotides long. RefSeq names its product protein phosphatase 1, regulatory subunit 13Bb (gene ppp1r13bb). The record is from RefSeq and is a predicted model, not a curated record. Gene Ontology annotation, cellular component: nucleus. Lineage: Eukaryota; Metazoa; Chordata; Actinopteri; Siluriformes; Ictaluridae. The coding region runs from base 2180 to 5236 and encodes 1018 amino acids. The transcript has 15 exons. Gene Ontology annotation, molecular function: p53 binding; transcription factor binding. Gene Ontology annotation, biological process: regulation of apoptotic process; apoptotic process; negative regulation of cell cycle.